Molecule: messenger RNA, 1590 nt
Organism: Dendrobium catenatum
Lineage: Eukaryota; Viridiplantae; Streptophyta; Magnoliopsida; Asparagales; Orchidaceae
Product: alpha-1,3-arabinosyltransferase XAT3-like
Exons: 6
Coding region: 1-1590 (529 amino acids)
Molecular function (GO): glycosyltransferase activity
Source: RefSeq, a predicted model, not a curated record
AUGCCAAAGCGUUCUUCAGAGCUCUGCAGGCUUUGGCCUGCAAUUGCUAUGCUCUGUUGCUUGGUUCUUCCAUCAAUCUAUUAUAUCAGUUUCUACUAUCGGCUCUCCUUCUUGAAUUUUGAGCCAUCUGUGCGGUUGAAUUUGCAGAAGGAAGUGGUGAAUGAUAGGAAGGAUGGGAUUGCUGAAACUGAGAAUUUGCAACAGCCCACUAACAAAGUUGCGGAAGAAGAAGCUCUGAAAGAGGAUUUCGAUUCAAACAGAAAAAAAAUUUUGCAAUGGCAACCAACUAAAACUGAUGAGGAAGUACAAAUAGAAGAAUAUCUGACCAACUCUACAGAAUCAGGCAAAGCUUCUUCAAACACAACUCUCUUCUGCGACACAACUCAUGACAGAUACAACGCCUGUCUUCUAACUGGUGAUAUCAGAAUACUAAGCAACUCUUCCAAAAUACUCUUCUUCUCAUCAUCUUCUUCUUCCACAACAAAUACCACAUGGAAAAUAAAACCUUAUCCACGAAAAUGGGAAGCUCCUCUCAUGGAAAGAAUUAAAGAACUCUCCAUAUCUUCAUAUAUAUCACACCCAGAAACAUCCACACCUCUUUGCACCAUCAAUCACAGCACACCAGGUGUCAUAUUCUCCUCAGGUGGCUUCUCAGGCAACUUCUUCCAUGAUUUGAGUGACAUAUUGAUCCCACUGUAUGUCACUUCCCACCACUUCCAUGGUGAAGUCAAAUUUCUUGUAAGUGACUUCAAUUCUAAGUUCAUUUCCAAGUAUCAGUCGAUGCUCACAAGGCUUUCAAGAUAUGAACUUAUCAACCUUGACAAUGACAGCAAUGUGCAUUGUUUUAAUGAAGUUCAAGUAGGUAAGCGCUGGUCUCUUUGUUUGGCUCUUAUACUUGGCUUAUUUAUUACUAAUUUGUAUACAAACACUAUAGGAAAUUCAGGAACUGUAAACAACAAGGAGCUGGGUAUUGACACAACCAAACCACCUUUCGGUUCCUCCAUGGAAAGCUUCAGAGAUCUUCUAAGAUCAUCUUUCUCGCUGAAGAAGAAAAGCAUCACAAAAAACUCGAACAAGAAACCAAAGCUUCUGAUUCAACUAAGGAAAGGGUCGAGAGAGCUAGUUAACAGCAAAGAAGUGAUUUCCAUGGCUAGAAGAUUAGGAUUCAAAGUGAUAGUUUCAGGGCCAGAAGAAACUAAAAAUAUAACAAGUUAUUCUGCAACUGUAAACUCUGUAGAUGCUCUACUUGGCGUUCAUGGCGCUGGUUUAACAAAUAUGGUGUUUCUUCCUGAAAGAGCUGCUAUGAUACAGAUUAUACCAUGGGGAGAUUUGACGUGGGCUUGCAGAUUUUCAUAUGGACAACCAGCCAUUGAUAUGGGAUUGAAGUACUUUGAAUAUGAGAUUAAGAAGGAAGAAAGUACUUUGAUAGAACAAUAUCCAAGUGAUCAUUUAGUGUUUACUAAUCCAGGUGAGAUACAUAAGCAAGGUUGGAAUAUGUUGUGGUAUUAUUUUCUUGAGAAGCAGAAAGUGAAGGUUGAUGUGAAGAGGUUGAGGAGUGUGUUGGCUGAGGUGUUGAUGUAUCUUAAGUAG